Molecule: messenger RNA, 1944 nt
Organism: Talaromyces stipitatus ATCC 10500
Lineage: Eukaryota; Fungi; Ascomycota; Eurotiomycetes; Eurotiales; Trichocomaceae
Exons: 2
Coding region: 1-1944 (647 amino acids)
Biological process (GO): establishment of cell polarity; signal transduction involved in filamentous growth; osmosensory signaling pathway via Sho1 osmosensor
Cellular component (GO): site of polarized growth; plasma membrane; cell surface
Molecular function (GO): osmosensor activity
Source: RefSeq, a predicted model, not a curated record
AUGUAUGGGCCUACAUCAACUAGGACAAGCCCUCCGCUCGAACAGUCUUCCGGUGACCAUGAGCCUACAUCAACUGGAAUACUCCCUUCGGUGGGACAGCCGUCCAGCAUGUAUGGGCCUACAUCAACUGGGACAAGCCCUCCACUCGAACAGCCGUCCAGCGACCAUGAGCAUACAUCAACUGGAAUACUUCCUUCGGUGGGACAGCCGUCCAGCAUGUAUGGGUCUACAUCAACUAGGACAAGCCCUCCGCUCGAACAGUCUUCCGGUGACCAUGAGCCUACAUCAACUGGAAUACUCCCUUCGGUGGGACAGCCGUCCAGCAUGUAUGGGCCUACAUCAACUGGGACAAGCCCUCCGCUCGAACAGCCGUCCAGCGACCAUGAGCAUACAUCAACUGGGGUAAGCCCUUCGGUGGGACAGCAGUCCAGCAUAUAUGUGCCUACAUCAACUGAGGUAAGCCCUCUGCUCGAACAGCUGUCUAGUGACCAUGAGCAUACAUCAACUGGAAUACUCCCUUCGGUGGGACAGCCGUCCAGCAUGUAUGGGCCUACAUCAACUGGGACAAGCCCUCCACUCGAACAGCCGUCCAGCGACCAUGAGCAUACAUCAACUGGAAUACUUCCUUCGGUGGGACAGCCGUCCAGCAUGUAUGGGUCUACAUCAACUGGGACAAGCCCUCCACUCGAACAGCCGUCCAGCGACCAUGAGCAUACAUCAACUGGGGUAAGCCCUUCGGUGGGACAGCAGUCCAGCAUAUAUGUGCCUACAUCAACUGGGACAAGCCCUCCGCUCGAACAGCCGUCUAGUGACCAUGAGCAUACAUCAACUGGAAUACUUCCUUCGGUGGGACAGCCGUCCAGCAUGUAUGGGCCUACAUCAACUGGGGUAAGCCCUCCGCUCGAACAGCCGUCUAGCAGGUAUAGGCCUACAUCAACUGGGACAAGCCCUUUUGUGAGACUGCCUUCCAGCAGGUAUGGGCCUACAUCAAGUGUCUCUUCUCAGAUACCCCUCAGCGUAUCCAAGCCUAGGACGACUAGAUUGAGCAUUCCCAUGAUCUCUAUUAAAACAUCUACGAUACUCACCACUUCACCAAUCUCAUCAGGCAUUCCCGCGCCUGAUACACAGAUCCCUGAUGUCAUUGUUCCCGCAAACGCUUCCAUACAUAUACCAGCCAACUACUCGCGAAUUCAACUGGGGUUUAAAAAAGAGCUUUCUUGGCAAGUCAUUGCAACCUCGGCAAUAUGGCAAGCCCAAUUAUACUACUAUUGCCCUCUUGGUAUUGCAUACGCUUUGCAACUUCCCAGAUCCGAUGUUGUCCCUUAUUGGCUAGGGCUAGACUACAAUACAACCACACUCAUGAGAUUUUUUAUCCCCAAUGACAAGGUGGAAAACCUGAAAGUUAUGCUAAGUACAGAAUCAUCCGAGCUCUUUCUACAAUCAGCUACACCAAACAAUCCACCUGCUUUUGCCAAGAGCUCAAUUCAAAGCAUUUUCGCAAUGCUUGAUACCAAGGUCCCUUUGAUGCAGCCAGCGACAGGGACUGCCUCUCCUAGUACAUCCCUAAUUAAACAUAAUCCGACUGCAGCUCAGCCUACACAAGCUGUUAAUUCCGGUGCUCCCAGGUCUAAUAAUAACGACAAGAACCACGAAAAAGUAGUGAAGGCUGCUUGUGGGACAAUUUUGGGAACGUCUAUUUUCGUCAUGUUGGCAAUUUACAUUACCCGCCGAUACAAGGCUAAACACAAGCGAUUACAAAAGCUAGAUAAAGCUGGCAAUGAAACGAUAGAGAUAAUGGUUCCCAGCCGGCCCACAGGCAACUAUGUGGCAUUUGUCCUAGUCCUGACGGCCAGCUCCGGUCCUAUAUACAUGAAAAAGCUAUAUAUCUAUGCACUACCCAGUACCACACCCCUAGAAAGGAGCUUUCUGGUAAGUGGUAUUUGA